This is a messenger RNA of Armigeres subalbatus, 1907 nucleotides long. Its product is annotated as zinc finger protein 60-like. The transcript is spliced from 3 exons. NCBI's taxonomy places the organism in Eukaryota, Metazoa, Arthropoda, Insecta, Diptera, Culicidae. Gene Ontology annotation, biological process: regulation of transcription by RNA polymerase II. The record is from RefSeq and is a predicted model, not a curated record. Gene Ontology annotation, molecular function: sequence-specific DNA binding; DNA-binding transcription factor activity, RNA polymerase II-specific; zinc ion binding. Bases 117 to 1838 code for a protein of 573 amino acids. Gene Ontology annotation, cellular component: nucleus.
AUUUUUUAUGGGGCAUCAGUUUUGUUGUGGCGAUUUCUGGCGUGCGAAUGCGAAUGCGAUUCGGAAAAAAAUAAAUUUAUUGGUAUUCCAUCCGUUUUCACCGGUAAAAUAAAGGAAUGGGUGACUUGGACAUUGAAAACAUAUGUCGUUUGUGCUGUGAUAAAAGAGGUCGAAUGCGGUCUCUUUUCGAGCAGCGAUUAUCCGGAUAUGCGACCUCCUUGCAGCAAAUCAUUUUUGAAGUCACACGACUGGAAGUUAACCCUGCGGAUGGAUUGCCACAGAAAAUCUGCAAAAUAUGCACCACUACGUUAGUAAGGAUGCAUGAAACCAUCGAAGAUUAUCGAGCAAAUGAUUUGAAGCUCCGACAGCAGUUAGGUGCAAUGCAACUACCACAUCAGGUUGAUAUAAAAGAGGAAGAAGUGGAUAUAGAAGUUCUGGAAAAAACAUGCCAACAGGACAUGCUGAUCGAUAAUAUUAACAUUAAACCAGAACCAGAGGAAGAAGAAUAUCUCGACUACGAACAGCUAGACGAGAGCAAUGAAAAUGAGUCAAAAAAUAAGUUUUCAGAAAUGAGUGGAUCUGAAACAGAUACUGCAGAUGAAGGGAUUCGAAAUGAUAAUGAUGUUGAUGAUGAAGAUUGGAAACCGAGUGAGGAGGACAAAGAAGUAUAUCCUAAGAAGGAAAAGCUGUCAGUGACAAAAACACGAAAAAAGAUAGAUUCGUAUGAUUUACCGAAACCAGUCUACAAACGCUAUCGGUAUGUAGAUCCGAAUCGUCCGCGAUACCAAGAUUUCAAAUGCUACGUUUGUAUGAGCCCUUCGCAUGGAACGGCUGAAGCAUUACUAACUCAUAUGAACAAUUCACAUGCGCAUAUACUUCCGUAUACUUGUCCAGAUUGCGUAAUGGAAACAAUUGUUAUCAAAACAGUUAUGUCAUUGAAUCAUCAUAAACGGCAACAUCUAAAUCCCGAGAAAUGCCCGUUCUGUGAUAGGAGAUAUACCAGCAAGAACAAUGUAGCGCAGCAUGUGCAGAUGUACCAUAUGGGUGACAAUGAGCCGAAUCCUUCGCCAUGUGAAGUAUGCGGAAAGGUGUGUUCAUCAAAAUUGGCGUUAAAAGCUCACAUGCGACUGCAUACUUCAGGAAUAGCAUGCGAAAUUUGUGGAAAAGUGUUUCAGGAAAGACAUAAACUACAAAGGCACAUUCAAUCCCGCCACGAAAAGCUCAGGAAAUUUGAAUGUCACAUAUGUAAAAAGAAAUUAAGUACUUUGUCGGCUGUUCAGAUCCAUAUCAAUACGUACCACUCGAAUCAAGAAUUCCAGUGCAGCUAUUGUCCAAAGAAGUUCACUGCUAAACUGACUCACAAACUACACGAAAAGAAGCACGUUGAAAAUAGAAACUAUGUUGCAACAAAGGAGUGGAAGGAAUACUAUACUGUUUGCGAUGGUGAAGAAGGCAAGGUCAGUAAACUAAAGAAAUGCAAUCUCUGCGGGACCCUCAGCAGAAAUAUGGGAAACCAUUUAAGCAAAGUGCAUUUUCCAACCGAGUAUCGCUGUGAGAUCUGCGACACGACUUUCAAAUCCAAGCAAACCCGAGAUGCUCACGUACAGGAGCACGAACAUGGGAAAGCGUAUCAGUGUCCGAUAUGUGGCCGACAGUUUUCCGAACGAAGAAAUCUUAUUUCUCAUCUACGAACUAAGAAGCAUCGAGAUCAUCCCAUUGCUAAAAAAUGGCUCGGUUCCCUCAAAACGGCAGUAUUAUCGAAAACGGAAGAUUCCGAUGAAGAUCAGGAUACACAGGAAAAUAGACAGGCUGUAGAAGGCAUAGAAAGUUUUAUGUAAACUAGUGACACGCAGAGACAGGCAGAUUAAUGGUAAUAAUAAAUGGAGGUGAUAAACCAUAGAGAAAGA